CUCUGGCCUGGGGCUGGCACUGGCCAGCAGUUAAAUGCCCGUGCGGACGCGCCAGGGAACAUGACCCAGGGCACCCCUCUACAAGCGGUUAGCUUGACCCACCCUGGGCACUGGAGGAAACGGCGACUUGCAUCAUGCCUCGAGCCAAAGAGACCACAACCAACAUGAGACCUGCAUUGCUAGUGCUGCUUCUCUGGGCCAUAGCCUGCGCUCACCCUGUGCCCAGCCAUGAGCCUGUCAGCUCCCACCUCAGCGCCCGGCAGGAGCACACAACAAAUGAAGAUGACAUCAAUGAGCUGGGUGGUGGAGAUGGCAGACACCCUCCUUCCAAUGCGGAGAGAGUAGACAAUGCCCUUGCUGGAGACCUGGCAGGCAGGAACACUGUGGGCAAGGAGCUGGGCAAGCUCAGCAGCCAAGAUGAGGGAGGCAGAACGCAGGAGGCUCAGCACAAGAACUGGGUGGAGCAUGAGGACAUAAAUGCCCAGGAUGGGAACAACCUUGGUUUCCUGGAUGAGGAUGUGCGUGAUGCUGAUGAUGGUGACAACGAAAAGCACCAUGGCGCUGCAGGCAAUAGGCUUCUCUUCCAUGCUGGUGCGCUGCUGGAUGAGGAGGAUGAAAGUGGAGACGACACCUUUGAUGAGAACAGGGAGGAGGAGGGCAGCGAAGGUCCUACUUAUGUAGCUGGUGCUGAUGGGGCAGGUGAGCAUGACCAUGACCUUGGCCAUGGGGAUGCUGGGGCUGGCAGAGGGCGUGAUGACAGCAGCAGCAGCAGCAGCAGCAGCGAGAGCAUGGGGGUGGACCACCGGCCGUACAGGAACCAUGGUGGCAACUGGUAUGAGCGGACCUACAGGCGAGGAGGGGGCAGCAGCAGCAGCCAGGAGGAGGAGGAAAGCUACAGCUUCAAGGAUGAAGGCAUGCAGAGCGAUGACCCCUUUGUCUUCGAUGACCCAGGCAGCAGUUACAAGAGGCACCAUGCUGGCCAUCCUGCCCUGGGGAGCAGCUGGGAAACUGGCCGAGGUGCUAGCUCCUACCGCUGGGAGGAGGGUGACAGCAGGUCUCCAGAGGUAGGGGAUACUGACUCGAGAGAAGACACCUCAUCCACAGAGGACAACAGUCAGUCAGAAGAGCCCAUCACCAGCCAGUCAGAAGAAAACAGUGCCAGCCGCUCUAGGGAGGACAGAGAUGAGGAGGACAGCCGCUCUGGGGAGGGUACCACUGAGCAGUUGGAAGAGGAGCUGGGGGAGUCCCCAGAGGACAUCUCUCAGGAGGUGGUGAGCACAUCGAGUGAACACAGUGACAGCCAGUCCCAGGAAGGGCAAGAGGACCAAGAAUUUGCCAAGGACAGUAGUGCAUCAUCCAUGCCUGACAGUGAGUCCAAGGAAGAUGAGGGCAACCAGAGCAAGUCUGAGGAAGAUGAUGGUCACCAGAGCCAGUCCAUGGAGGACACUGUGGAGGAGUCAAAGGAGGAUGGGAAUGACUCUGACUCUGACAGGGACAUGCCAAGCACAUCAGCUGAAAGCCAGAGUGCAUCCCCAGAGGGUGAUGGUAGCCAAGAGGACCAUACAGGUGAGGACAGUAGGUCCAUGGAGAGCAACAACAGUGAGUCUCAGGAGGAUGAUGAUGAUGACGACAAUGAGGAGAGCCACUCCCAGGAGGAUGCCACCCGUGAGUCUAGCAGCCGUGGGGACAACAGCUCACCACAGAGCCUGGAGAGCGGGAGCCGCAAGAGGCGUCCAGGCAUCUACCGCAACAAACCCAGGGCUGACUAUGAUGACAAUGACUGCCAGGAUGGGUACUGACAUGCACACUGCAGCAUCAUUGGCACUGGGGGCUAUAGGGGGAGGGAGGACACUUAAUUUAUUUCCUAUAUGGCCUGGUUGACUUCUCUCUGAGAAGAUGCUGUGGAUAAAAUGGAGGUGAGUUCGUCAGGAUUUGAUCUGCUCACGUGGCGGCAGGGUGCAAAGUGGGAGGUGAUGCUGGACAUGGGGAAACUCCAAACUCCAGAAAGAAAAGCCAUUUCCUGUAUCAAACCAGAGAGCCGAGAGCUCUGAGUGCCAGCAGGGUGAUGCUGCUCAUUUGUCAUGAGGACACAGUGGCAGCUUGGCACUCUGGGAGCUGCAUCCAGGCAUGCCCAGCAGAAAGGUCCUCGUGCUCACCCCUUGUUUUUAUCUACCACUACCCUAAAAGCAUCUGCUCAGGCUCCACUGGAGCUUAGGAGUUUUCUGUCAGCUCCAUAUCCUGCACAUAAGGAGGAAAAACUAGCAGCAUGCAUGCUCAGCAGCGUGUGAAGCACUGCUUCAGGGUGAGAUGUAUGUAAUAUUUUGUAAGAAAUGUACAGAAAACAUUAUAUUGUAUUCUUUUUUGCAUUGAUGGCACUUGUAUGUCAAAGAUGCGAUAUACCCUGUUGAUUUCCUUAA
Cuculus canorus (common cuckoo) is the source of this 2417-nucleotide messenger RNA. It is a transcript of the gene DMP1, whose product is annotated as dentin matrix acidic phosphoprotein 1. The record is from RefSeq and is a predicted model, not a curated record. Bases 135 to 1799 code for a protein of 554 amino acids. Gene Ontology annotation, biological process: extracellular matrix organization; ossification. NCBI's taxonomy places the organism in Eukaryota, Metazoa, Chordata, Aves, Cuculiformes, Cuculidae. The transcript has 5 exons.